Molecule: messenger RNA, 2131 nt
Organism: Anolis sagrei ordinatus
Lineage: Eukaryota; Metazoa; Chordata; Lepidosauria; Squamata; Anolidae
Source: RefSeq, a predicted model, not a curated record
AAACCAUCCUUGACAAAAUUUAUUCAAGGGGAUGGUUGUCAACAAAGGAGUCUGGAAACCAUGGAACUAUGUAGACGGUUGCUGGGUCGUUCCCAAGAGAAGGGCUUUCCCAGCCAUGAUGCCAAUAAUAAUGGGCAAAAGCCGGAAAAUUUGCAAGAGAAUCGGAUACUGGAGAGACCUGGAGAAACAGCUCAUUUGAAUGGAAGCAUCAAGGCUGCAAAGUGUCCUCCCACUGGUGUGGGAGAAAGGAAGGAUUCUUGUCCGAAGUGUGGGAAAACCUUCUGCCACAAAUCCGCACUCACCGCCCACCUGAGAAUCCACACGGGGGAGAAGCCGUAUCAGUGCCUGGAAUGCGGGAAAAGCUUCAACCAGAGCUCGGCCCUCACCCAACACCAGAGAAUCCACACCGGCGAAAAACCCUACGUUUGUCCCAGUUGUGACAAGAGGUUCAGCCAAAGCUCCGCCCUGACUCAGCACCAGAGGAUCCAUACCGGUGAGAGGUUUUACGCUUGCCUCGACUGCUCAAAAACCUUCGUUUACCAGUCAGCUCUGAUUCGGCAUCGGAGGAUCCACACGGGGGAAAAGUGCUACAAGUGCCCUGAAUGUGGAAAAGGCUUCAACCAAAGCUCCAAUCUUAUUACACACCGGAAAAUUCAUAAUGGAAAUGGGACAGUGUGUAGGAAUGAGAAGAAGAAUCCUCAGUCGGAAAGUCGCACACAGUUAGAAGCCCACGCAGGAGUCCGUAAGCUGUCCCAACCAGUUUCCUCUCCUCGGACUCCUCAACUGGAGAAAGAUCUUCUCAGUCGGACAUCUGUGGAGAAAGAUUCUUCAGUUCUUCCCACUCGAAAUGGAGUUCCGGAGGGUUUCAUCCCUCAGAAGAUCAGAAUAAAGACCCCUCGGGUUAAGAGAUCCCUUGUGUGCCUGGAGUGCGGAAAGAGCUUCAAGUACAGCUCCCAUCUGGUUAACCACGAGAGGAUCCACACGGGAGAGAAGCCCUACAACUGCACCGAUUGCGGGAAGAACUUCAUCCAGAGCUCGGCCCUCAAGAGGCACCAGAGGAGCCACCGUGGAGACCGUCCUUAUCAGUGUGCCGACUGCGGGAAGAGCUUCAGCCGGAACUCGCACCUAGCGAAGCACCGAGGGAUUCACACCGGAGAGAAGCCUUUUGAGUGCCUCGACUGUGGGAAGAAGUUCAGUGUCAAAAUGAACCUGGCGAUUCACCGGCGAAUCCAUACCGGGGAGAAGCCUUAUACAUGCCCGGAGUGUGGAAAGAGCUUCAGCCAGCGGCCCCAUUUCAUCAUCCAUCGGAGAAUCCACACCGGAGAGAAACCUUAUUCGUGCCCCGACUGCGGGAGGAGCUUUCGGGUGAGCUCCCACCUUGUUACGCACCAGAAGGUCCACAUGGGGAAGACGUCCUUCAUAUGUCCCGAAUGUGGGAAAAGCUGUAAUGGUAGCAAAGAGUUUAUUCGACACAAGAUGCUCCACAUCCAUGGAGGAAGCCAUCAAGGGCCCAAUCUGAGGGUCAGCAUUAAAACUGAAUUUUGUGCUCCUGAGUCUCUUAGUCCACAAGGCAGUAGCUAUUGGACUUGAAAUAGGUUGGCAAAUGACUGGCUAGGUUGGGCAAAGAAUGGGGAGGUGUUAUGGGCUCCCUCUUAGGAUUGCAAAUGGUAAAAUCCUUUGUGUGCUUUAGAAGGUAUGUUUAUUGUUAUGUUCAAUAUGUUUUAACUGUUUUAUAAGUUUAUAUGGUAUGUUUAUUGUUAUGUUAUGAUGCGGCAUUGGAUUUUUGCUGUAGUUUGUAAGCUGCCCAGAGUCCCCUUUGGGGUGAGAAGGGCGGGGUAUAAAUAGAGUAGAGAGAGAGAGAAGGGGAACCUGUCAAUCAAAUUGUAAAUCAUAUAUCUAGGAUGCGCAAUUAUAAUAAAUAAUAAACUUUAUUUAUACCCCCCCCCCCAAAUAAAAUCUCCCCAAAGGGGACUCAGGGCAGCUAACAUGAGGCUGAGCCCAAAAACACAAUACAACAAAUGCAAACAACAAAAAUUACAUCGAGAUAAAAUAUGUACAGUAGUAAAAUAAGAUAAAUAAAACAAGUUAACACAAUAUAAAAUCGAACAAAAUGGGCAGGCCGAAUGGAUGA